AUGCCGGCGACUAGGCCGCCGGCCAACGAGGUUCCGACAAUGGACCCGCCAACCGAUGCAAUGGACAGCGACCAAGAUGCAGAAGGGGAAGAGGAAACAGAUUUCUAUCACAUGGAUCAACAACUUCAGAAUGCGGUCCAUCGCGCAUAUUCGGGGGAGGCAACAGCCGAAGAAACUAAAGUCGACGACGAUAGGGAUGCAGAAGGGGAACCAGAUAUUGAGGCAAUCUUGGAUGGCGAUAAUGAUGAGACGGAACCCGUUGGUGCUGUAAAGCUGCCUGAUGAGGCCGCCCAGUCUUCUGAUAACGACGAGGAUGCCGAUGCUGAGGCUGAAGCCGAUCCAGCGUUUGACCAUCAGAGUGGUAGUGACAAUGGCAAAUCUGAAUCCAGCAGUCAAGCUUCGGAUGAUGAGUGGGAAGCAGAAAGCAACGACCAUGAGGAUGCGGAGGCGGAAAUCUCAUCCCGUAGUAAUUGCAUCUUCUGUGGCCAGGAUGAAGACCAUGACCCUAGCGAAGAAUAUGAAGAGUAUCUGACUUGCACUGUUUGCGGUGAUCACUCUCAUCGCCAAUGUGCUCGUGAACAGGAAGCGUUGCACGAAGGAGAUGAUGCCAGUCAAUGGCGGUGUCUUACUUGCACGCAAGAAAACUUGGAACCGGGCGGCCCCGAGAGCAGUGCUCAAAGAAGACUCGCACGAAAGAAUAUGUCCAAAGAGCUUCUGCCAGCACAUACUGGAGAAGAAGGCUCUGGCUUUCAUUCUAUUUUCAAUACGUUGUCUGUCAACGAAAAUUUGUUGAGUAACUCACGAUCACUGCGAAAAAGAAAGACACUGUCAGUUGAGGCUGAAGAACACACGCCCGUACUUCGAAAACGUUCACGGCAAACAUCGCUCCGCUCUGAGCGUGCAGUCUCGAAGGAUCAAGAAUUUGAGAGCACUGAGGCGACAGGUGAUGGCGUCGCUGACGAAUCGCCCGUUCGGACGCGAUCACGACGAGGACGCCCAGUGAUGAAAGAACAAUGCCACGUGGUAUCGAAACAAUUCGAAAAGCUCGUCGUUAGUUUCAAUCUCCCGCCAAAAAAGCUCUCCAAAGCCACCAGUUCGCGACAGCGGUCACGUACCCAGGUCAGAAAAACUCCAAAGCCGCCGCCCGUCGCACAGGAACCCCAAGCUCAUUUUGCCCCUAUCACAAACACCACACCUUACAUUUCCCCAUUUUACUCUUUUAAUGAUCGUGAGGCGGAUGAAUCAAAAACGAAACCUUACGGUGGUAUAUUGUCUGAAGCUGAUGCGGAUACCACCAAAACUCUUCCGACACAGCUUGAUCGAGAACGAUUUGAGGUAGCUCGACAAAAGGCCGAGGAAGAAUGGCAAAGGAGAAUGAAAGAAGCUGAGGAUAACGGGGAAGCUGUUCAAAGUGCUUCGCAGAAGGUUUCUGGUCCUCCAUCCAAAAUCAAAUAUAUCAACUUUGGUGGCUACGAGAUUGAGACUUGGUACGCGGCACCAUAUCCAGAAGAAUACAGUCGCAACCGAGUGCUGUAUAUUUGUGAGUUCUGCUUGAAAUACAUGAACUCGGAUUUUGUCGCGUGGCGCCACCGGCUCAAAUGUCCUGCGAAGCAUCCACCAGGCGAUGAAAUCUAUCGCGAAAGCUCCAUCUCCAUUUUCGAAGUUGACGGGCGGAAACAUCCAGUCUAUUGCCAAAACCUUUGCUUGCUAGCCAAGUUGUUUUUGGGCUCCAAGACACUCUAUUAUGAUGUCGAACCAUUUUUAUUCUAUGUCAUGACGGAAUUCGACGACUUGGGCUGUCACUUUGUCGGUUAUUUCAGCAAAGAAAAACGGCCCAGCUCGGCAAACAACGUUUCUUGUAUUCUCACAUUGCCUAUUCACCAGCGAAAGGGCUAUGGGAAUCUCCUUAUCGACUUCUCUUAUCUCCUUACCCGCAUUGAAGGCAAGACCGGCUCCCCAGAAAAACCGCUUUCUGACAUGGGUCUGGUAUCUUAUCGGAAUUAUUGGCGAUUGAUAUUAUCAUAUCACCUCCGUGAUCAGAAGGGUACGCUUAGCGUUGCGGAUCUCUCGGAGCGGACAGGGAUGACCGCCGACGAUAUUGUGUCUGGGUUGGAAGGAUUGCGUGCGCUUGUCAGAGAUCCUAUUACCAAGACUUAUGCAUUACGUCUUGACUACAAAUACUUCGAUGAAUGUGUACGGAACUGGGAGAGCAAAGGCUACAUCCAGCUCAAUCCAGAUGCACUGGUUUGGACACCAUAUACUAUGGGCCGAAGCAACCAGUCACAUUUCGAUCGUGCUCCAUUGCACGCGGUCGCCCCACGAGAAGGCCUGGAAGAUGAAGGUGAGGCAGGAGCUUCGUCAGUCAAUGAUGAGAAUUCAGAUGGUUCCAUCCCGGCAGCGAAUGGAGUUGGCGAUGAAACCGCGUCAGCAAGCUUCCCGUCUAGUGCUAACGGUCUCCACCAAUCGUCUACUGCUGCUGAUGGUUCAAGUACUCCCGCGGAGACGACAACAGAGAAUAACCCUGCUGCGGGAAUACCGCCAUCGCGGUUUGAGAUCUGGCCCCCUAUCCAGGCGCCCGUGUUCAAACGACGACCCGGUCGACCGUUCGGCAGCAAGAACACGUACAACCGUGGUUACUCUAUCACUCCAACAACGGCUCGAACAGUUGGCCGUGGCACGCCUAGGAAAGCAAGCACGUUGACGUCGGAAACUCCAACUGCUAACCCAUCGAGUGUCCGUCGUGGUCGCAGCGCAAUUCUCGUGGAUUCUCCUGCAAUGGGAUCGACAGUCGCGAAGGCAAACGGGGACGAGAUAUACCAACAACAACCAGCGGAGGAAACAGCCAUCGAAGGACAGCAAGAAGCUGGUUCUCUUCCAGAUGCACCACCCGAAACGGAAACGGUGGACUUUAAUCAUGCUAAAGGUGGUGAAGAGCCGACCGGAACUAAUGGCACCAACCAUGCAGAUACCUCUGUAGAGGAUACAAAGACGCCUGAGGCUAACCCUCCAGAGACUCCCAGGGGAAGGAGCUCGGAGACCAAGUCCAAACCGCCUAGAUCAGGUAAUCGAAAACCAGCUUUCUUGGAGAAGGUUUCGGUCGUUAUUUCUGCAGAGAAGCCCAAUGUCGCGGGUGAAAAUAAAGUAAAUGGCACCGACAUCGAUGGAAAUGUGUGA
This is a messenger RNA of Aspergillus ruber CBS 135680, 3174 nucleotides long. Its product is annotated as putative histone acetyltransferase. Gene Ontology annotation, biological process: regulation of DNA-templated transcription. The transcript is spliced from 4 exons. The coding region runs from base 1 to 3174 and encodes 1057 amino acids. The record is from RefSeq and is a predicted model, not a curated record. NCBI's taxonomy places the organism in Eukaryota, Fungi, Ascomycota, Eurotiomycetes, Eurotiales, Aspergillaceae. Gene Ontology annotation, molecular function: histone acetyltransferase activity.